Juglans regia (Persian walnut) is the source of this 747-nucleotide messenger RNA. Its product is annotated as dirigent protein 5-like. Lineage: Eukaryota; Viridiplantae; Streptophyta; Magnoliopsida; Fagales; Juglandaceae. The transcript is spliced from 4 exons. The record is from RefSeq and is a predicted model, not a curated record. Bases 1 to 747 code for a protein of 248 amino acids.
AUGGGGGGAAACGAAUUUGUUUUGGGCAAAAAAGAAAAUGGUGCCAUUUUUAGUUUUGCCAUGUGGGAUGCGUUCCAAGAUGCAGAUAAAGGACCAGUUCAGUUGGAGGCCUCCUCCUCAGGGAGUACUCCUCCUCAGGGAGUACUCAAGCUAAAUACAGAUGGUGCAAUGUUUUCCAAUCUACAAAAGGCUGGUAUUGGUGUCAUUUUAAAGGAUGCAUCCGGGAUGGUGGUAAUGGCAGCUUCUAAACAUGAACCAGAGGUGGAAGAACCAGAGGCUAUUGAAUUGUUGGCAAUUUUCAGAGCAUGCAAGCAUCUCCAGCUAUUUUACCACGACAUUUUCUUCAAUGGUACGGAUGCUGCAAACGCAACAACGACCAAAGUUGCAAACGAGACAGAUCAGCGUGGCGAUUUCCACUUUGGCAGGCUGGUUGUGUUCGAUGAUCCUAUUACAGUAGACAACCAUCUUCUGUCUCCUCCAGUUGCACGAGCUCAAGGGUUCUUUUUCUACAACAAGAAGGAUGAUUUCAAUGCAUGGUUUGCCUACACUUUGGUCUUCAACUCGAGCCAGCACAAAGGCACCAUAAAUAUUAUGGGUGUAGUUUUGAUGGUGGAGAAGAGUCGGGAUUUCUCAGUGGUUGGUGGGACAGGAGACUUUUUCAUGACUCGGAGGAUCGUGACCAUCCAGACCGACGCUUUUGAGGGCGACUUCUAUUUUCGCCUCAAGAUGGAUAUUAAGACGUUAUAG